Messenger RNA from Rasamsonia emersonii CBS 393.64, 756 nucleotides. RefSeq lists its product as uncharacterized. The record is from RefSeq and is a predicted model, not a curated record. The coding region runs from base 1 to 756 and encodes 251 amino acids. Gene Ontology annotation, biological process: glucan catabolic process. Gene Ontology annotation, molecular function: beta-glucosidase activity. Gene Ontology annotation, cellular component: extracellular region; cell surface. The transcript has 5 exons. Lineage: Eukaryota; Fungi; Ascomycota; Eurotiomycetes; Eurotiales; Trichocomaceae.
AUGGUGAAUUUCAUCACCGGCUUCACCGGCCUCGUACUGAAGGAAUCUGGGUUCAAGCAUUUGGACCGGGUUAUUGAUUUGUGUGCAAAAGAGAAAUUAUAUACUAUUCUGGACAUGCACACCGUCCCUGGAGGCCAGGACCCCGACUGGCAUUCGGAUAACCCUACCAAAUAUGCUGCACUCUGGGACUACAAAGAUCACCAGGACCGCACAGUGUGGCUAUGGCAGCAGAUUGCCGCUCGGUAUAGGGGAAACCCCUGGUGGGUGGCCGGAUACAAUCCUCUCAACGAGCCCUGCGACCUGGAUCAUGUGCGACUGCCUGCCUUUUACGAGCGCAUCGAAAAAGGCGAUCAGACGGGCACAGCGGAGCAGGAGGAGGUCUUUGAACGGCAAUAUCUCCGCAAGGCGACUUUCAUGAAGGAGCACGGCACGCCGGUCUGGAACGGCGAAUUCGGUCCUGUCUACGCAGACCCGCCGCUGAGACCAUCAACCAGGAGCGAUACAACCUUCUCGGAGAGCAGCUGCGCAUCUACGACAAGGACCAGAUCCACUGGUCCAUCUGGCUGGGAUGAUCCACACCAGUCCGGACAGCAAGUGGAACCGGACUAUUAUCCAGCCUUUUCUCCUGAAGAAGAAGAAGAAGAAGAAGAAGAAGAAGAAGAAGAAGAAGCAGAAGCUGCUGUGGCUAGAUGUAUGGGGAACCCGACCGUCAGCAGAGGUGGAUGCGGUGCUCAAACCGCUCGUCCGGUGGAUUGA